Molecule: messenger RNA, 1830 nt
Organism: Neurospora tetraspora
Lineage: Eukaryota; Fungi; Ascomycota; Sordariomycetes; Sordariales; Sordariaceae
Exons: 3
Coding region: 171-1772 (533 amino acids)
Biological process (GO): proteolysis
Molecular function (GO): metallocarboxypeptidase activity; zinc ion binding
Source: RefSeq, a predicted model, not a curated record
CAUCCAAGCAUUUGCCCCAAAGGCGUCAAUGCCCUGUACGUAAAACAAACGCCAGUGCAGUCGAGUGAAACCGACUGUGGCGCUGGGACUUGAUUCUUGCAAAACAAAAAGUAUUUCGACUUCUCCCAUCCGACCUCUCAUGUUGGCUUUUUCUUUCACUUGACGGCAAAAUGCGACCAUCUCCGGAGAGCCUAUCCGUUCUACCUUUGGUUAUCGGUGUUGCGCUUUCCCCCUCGACCGUCGAUGCGGCCGCUUUUCGGCACGCUGGGCAGCCUGCUGGACUAAUCGACAAUGCGAACGGCGACAGCAUUUACCGAGAUGCGCACGGCAGUGCUUUGCCUGGGUUGACAUGGCUACGUGAAAGCGUUGCUGAAAUCAUAUUCGGGCGCCCAUCGACUAAACACAGCGACUCCACCUCACCCAGCGUACCGCUGUCCCGAUAUCGAGAUGACGUUGUGGUACGCUUCAAUGUUACAAACUCGGCAGAUCAGGUUGCCUUAGCCCAGGCCGUCAAUGAAAAGCGCCUGGAUGUCUGGGCUUCCACACCACAGUUUGUGGAUAUCCGACUACAGGAGAAUCAGCUACGCCCGUUGCUCAAACUCAUUCCGUCUUCAUUGCAAACACAAUGGAGUGUUCUAAUUCCUGACCUGGAGGAAGCAGUUCGGGCGACAUAUCCCACCAAAGGCGAGACAGGAGAAUUUGAAGGUGCGGCUGAAAACCUGGAUGCUGCUUAUAAUAUAUUCUUCCACGACUACCAGCCCUUAUCGGUUAUCACAAGCUGGAUGUCUCUCAUGGAGACCAUGUUUCCGUCUAUUGCCGAAAUGUCGAGCAUUGGAGACUCGUACGAGGGGAGACCUAUUCACGCUUUUCGCAUUGGAAAUCACAGCGGCGACAACGCCGACAACAGCACGAGGAAAACGAUACUCGUCACCGGUGGGCUCCACGGCCGUGAAUGGAUUUCGACAAGCACGGUGACCUACCUCUUGUGGUCAAUCAUCACGGCGCAUGGAAAGGAGUCGAUGGUCACGAAGCUCCUCAAGCACUUUGACAUCGUCUUCAUUCCCGUGCUCAACCCAGACGGCUACGAUUACACGUGGAAGACUGAUCGGCUGUGGCGCAAAUCAAGACAGCAAACCAAGGUGUCGGUGUGCCGUGGCUUUGAUCUCGAUCAGGCUUUUGGUUUUGUGUGGGACCAGACCAAAUCUCAAGUCGACCCGUGCUCAGAAAGCUAUGGCGGUGACGAACCGUUCCAGGCAGUCGAGGCUACCCGUUUGGCCGACUGGGGAAGGAACCAGACCGAGAAGGGUGUUAAGUUUGUUGGUUUCUUGGACCUGCACUCCUACUCGCAGCAGAUCCUUUUCCCCUACACCUUCACAUGCGAUGAGGAUCCACCGAACCGCGAGAAUCUCGAGGAGCUGGGAGUCGGUUUGGCCAAGGCCAUCAGACUCUCCAGCGGAAACUUUUACACGGUGAGCUCAGCAUGCGAGGGCACUGUUGACCGCCAAGACGACGCGAGUGAGGCCACUAGUAGCUCAGCCAUUGACUGGUUCUAUCAUGAACUUCACUCCCGGUAUAGUUACCAGGUCAAACUCCGUGAUACCGGCAGCUAUGGGUUUUUGCUUCCCAGAUCGCAGAUCAUACCCACGGGAGAGGAGAUGUUGAACGCUUUGAAGUACUUUGGCGAUUUCUUACUGGGAAACAACGGGAUCGAGAGUAUCGCGAAGUCCGAGGACCGGACCACGCAUGAUAAGGGCAGGGUAGAGCUUAAGUGAGCGUGUCGGACGAUAACGUAGUGUUAUACAGUCAGAAUGGGGGCAUAAUCAGGCGUUC